UACUUGGUAGCGGUAGACCACAGAUAUUAAGCUGCCUUUAUCAGAAAACCUAGCGAUAGCUACACGUGUGUGUCUCAUUGGCGUCUUUAAAAAUCGACAGCAUCAACUGAAGAAUAAUAGAACAUCUAACAGAAAGCGAACGAGGACUACAUAUCGGAAUAUUUUUAAUCCAACUAAAACAUCAGCAGAAGAGGAAUUCAUCUUCAACCGUGGUGAUAUAUUUUGUCCUGUAGGUAAUUCACAGAGGCCUACUCCAGCUGAGGGACCUCCAGCUCUUUUCCGCCGCAGGCCAGCGUUGGUUAGCGGCCGCACCCACCGUCCCGUGCCCUCCGGAGGAGUCAUGACCCAGAGGCCCGGCCAUGGCGUCACCCAGCUGACACUGACCCUGGCCCUGCUGCUCUGCCUGCUGGGGCCAGCAGGGGGCGCCGAGGAGCCCUCCCCGGCCCACUUCCUCCAGGACCUCCUGUCCCGCUACGGGGACAACGCCACCAUCUCCAUGCCCCAGCUCCGCGUGCUGCUGGCCCGUCUGAACGUGGGGCUGGGGGAGGGCGGGCAGGGCAGACUGACCCCCACAGCGGCCGUUUCCACAUGCUUGUCGGCGGACGUGUUGCUGGGCACGCACGGUCUGGACGAGCAGUCGCGGCUGGACAGCCGAGGCCUGCAGGAGGUGUGCCCCACCAUCCUCCAACAGCUGGACGCCGGCGACUGCGGGGCGGAGAAGAAGAAGGAGCCGACCAAUGACGCGCCUCCAGAGGCGGGGCCUUCUCCGGCUGAAGUCUGGGGUUAUGGGUUCCUGUGCGUCACGGUCAUCUCCCUGUGCUCCCUGGUGGGCGCCAGCGUGGUGCCCUUCAUGAGGAAAACCUUUUACAAGCGGCUGCUCCUGUACUUCAUAGCCCUGGCCAUUGGCACGCUCUACUCCAACGCCCUGUUUCAGCUCAUUCCAGAGGCUUUUGGCUUUGACCCCAUGGAAGCUUACUACGUCUCCAAGUCGGCCGUGGUGUUCGGGGGCUUCUACCUGUUCUUCUUCACCGAGAAGGUCCUGAAGAUGGUGCUGAAGCCCAAGGACAGGAAGGCCAAGGCUCAUGGUCACGGUCAUGGUCAGGGUCACAGUCACGGUCACUACCCGGCUGAGCACUACGCCUCCAAGGCGGAUAUGGAAGACGGGGUGACGGAGAAGCUACAGAACGGAGAGGCGGGGCUGACCCUGCCCGACGCGGAGAGGAGCGCCAACGGCCCGAGUGAGGACGGCAGGGUGCUCAGCGCAGGACAGACUGUGCAGGACACGCAGAACCCGGGCAGGGGCGGCUGCUAUUGGCUGAAGGGCACGGCGUACUCGGACAUCGGCACGCUGGCGUGGAUGAUCACCCUGAGUGACGGCCUGCACAACUUCAUCGACGGCCUGGCCAUCGGGGCCUCCUUCACCGUGUCGGUUUUCCAGGGCGUCAGCACCUCCGUGGCCAUCCUGUGCGAGGAGUUCCCUCACGAGCUGGGUGACUUUGUGAUCCUGCUCAAUGCCGGGAUGAGCUUACAGCAGGCCCUGUUCUUUAACUUCCUGUCGGCCUGCUGCUGUUACCUGGGCAUGGGCUUUGGCAUCUUGGCUGGCAGCCACUUCUCUCCUAACUGGAUCUUCGCCCUGGCCGGGGGCAUGUUCCUCUACAUCGCCCUGGCUGAUAUGUUCCCAGAGAUGAACGAGGUGAGCCGGGAGGAAGAGGAGGGUGGGGGCAGCGGCUCGCUGCUCACCUUCGCCAUCCAGAACGCGGGGCUGCUGACGGGCUUCGCUAUCAUGCUGCUGCUUACCAUGUACUCAGGGCAGAUCCAGCUGGGCUAGGCCUGCCCCAGGGAUCCCUCACUCUCCUCCUCAUCUGACCUCUGACCUCUGCCCCCUGCCCCCAGGGAUCCCUCGCUCUCCUCCUCAUCCUGUAUCACAACCCAGAAACCUGUGUUCCCAUAGGCAGUACUGCAUCCCUACACUCAGUGGCUUCCACGAGAUCUCCCUUCCUACUCUUCUGACCUUUGAACUCUGCCCCCUGCCCGAGGGAAAUGGAGAUCCCGUAAAACGCGUCUUAUGGAAGCCCAGAGCUACCAUGUGGAAAAUAUCUCCGUCAGCCGACUUAUAAAUUGAAAGGAAAAAAAAAAAGAAGGCACAGAUGUAGGGGCAUUUUCAGCCUUGGAGGUUUAUGAAGUGCAGUAAUAAUUGGGAAUCGGUCCUAUUACCUGAGACCAAAUCUAUGGGGGUGGUACCAUUUUAAUUUAUCCUGGGACUGUCUGGAUUACCAAUGGAGGUCUGGAAAUCAGACCCUGACUUCACCUAUGGACCCACACUCUUUGCCCGGAGUCCCUUUAUGAUGCUGAUUUCAGAGCACUUUGCACUGACCGCUUUCUUCGAUAUCCCUCGAAGCUCAUGAAGACCUCUUCCCUUGAGAAGCGACGUACCUUAGAACAGUUCAUUCCAUACCAAAAUCCCAGAGUGACACUGAGAGAACAUUGCCUGUGUAAAUGUUUGUUCUUGUUGAGUUUUUUUUUUGGUAAAACAAAUUGCCCCCAAAAGACUGUCCGUGUAAAUGGUAAUUUGUAUUAAUUUUCUUUCUAUUUUCAUACCGUGAAACGGUUGGCUGGCUCAUAGGGAUUGAGACCGAGCUCAAAGACCAAAUACGAGCUGUUCUUCUACGUGAAGUGCUUUUUAAAGAAAUCUAAUUGCAGCUCUUAAAUUUGUCUUAUGGAAAAUGUUGUCUUUGUAGUCUAGCAUUUUAUUUUUCUAUAUUUAAUUUAAUUUUUUUUAUUAUGUUAUUAUUGUUUAGGACGGUCAGCAGCGGCUCAGUUGAGCAUUUUCCUGUAGACCUAGCACAGAGCCCCGCUCAGUGUGAAUCAGGGUCUCUGUGGACUAUCCGUGUGUGGUGAACUGAGCUGAACUGAACUGUCAGAUACUGCACAAAUGCAGUUUUAUCCCUGGAUGCUGUUCUCAUACUGAAGACAUUCUUUUUAUUAUCCUUAUUCAUCUGUUAUUAAUUAUGUUUAAUGAAUUAAACAUGUCUAUUAUGAUCAUGUAAUGAAAAACCAGGGAUCAAAUAUGCAGACCCACAGUGUGGACCCACGUAACUAGGUUUGUUGUUUUCUGCGCCAGAUGUGAUAAAAGACCGUCGAUAUUAUGACACUACUCACUUAUUGAAGUAGGCUGUAAGUGUCUGUUCUUGCACAAACUUGCAGUUUCCCUGAUGGCUACUUUCAGUGGAACUGCUUUCAAAAAGCCUUCUAGCAAGGCAGGGCUAGCUAGUUAAAUGAAUGGAGGCAGAGCCAGGGUUGGAGACAGGGAGGAGUGCUCAGCUGGAAUGUGUUUAGUCAGAUAGGCUAUCAUUCUUAUAACAACCAUCAAGUAUUUGUGUUCAGGGGUUUGUUGCGAGGCUCAUUUGCUUUCAGGUCUGUAGAUAAUAUAAUUUUUGGUCGCAAAUCGCGCAAGUUGUUAGGAGCGUCAUGCCGGUAAUAUCUAAUAGUGCUGUUAAACAGUGAGCAGAAACACAUGACUGGUGAUCUGGUUCAAAAGUUUGAAAUGUCAGCUGUAGUUGUGAAUUGUUUACAUGCAACCAUAUAGUUGUGUUAUAUGCAAAAAGAAAUUGUACUUUAUUUUUGCAGACCUGUGUGUAUGGUGAACCUACAUCACAUAAGCUUAUAUAGAACAAGUGACCGCUAAAUUGGACACCCUGCUUAUGUUCUAUUUGUUUUCAGUGUUCUAUUUAAAGCAUCUUAUGGCGCCAGUCCCAAUUCUUACAAGCUUCAGUUAAUGUGUUUCUCCACAAUAGGUAUAUUCUCGGACAUGUGUGUUGCAUAGAUCAUAUUUGUUAUGACACACUUUGAUUUCUGUUGUGACAGUUGUGGACUGGAAAAAGGUGCAGUGUAAACUAUGGCCAGAAGGGGGAGACAAAGCCUUUCGUAACCGCAGUAAUUUUAUGCGCACUAAAAGCUGACCGUGUGACCUUCUCCUCGGUGUGAGGCUACACGAGACCCAUCUACAAAGAUGUUAGUUUUGUUCAUUUGCACAAACGCAUUAAUAUGUUGAAGGUGUGCCAGUUCUCUCAGCUGUGUGGCAGACAGUUCUCACUCAGAUCUCCCUGCAGUAUUGAAGUAGGCUUUUUUCUAUUACAGAUGCGCACAUCCCUUACUCAAAACGGUAACAGACUCAAAACUGAUUCAAGGAUCCGACUGCUGUAGCCUUUGUUUUGGUGGCUUUUGUGGUGUACGUGAAUACACAUUUUCUGUGCCUCAUAUACUGUAUUGUACUAGAAAUGAAAAAUACAGUCAUUUUAUAUUACAUCCACUUUUGUCACAUGCAAUGUGUAGUACAGAGCUGAAGGCAAAAUACAUUUAGAUAUCGUAGGAAGGAUGGUGGUUAUUUAAUGUGGGUAAAUGUAUGCAACAUGUGACUGCUGUCUGCUGAAUGAAGUUUCUCCUUACUCUCUGUGAUUUUCAGUCCCAGGCAAGGGUUUUUUCUUUUCUGUCUUGAAGAAGUUUUAAUGAAGUAAAGAACAGCACAAAAAGCCAUGUGUAUACUUGACAACCAUUACUGUCCAUCUGUUUAUGGUCAGCCUCCUAGUUAUCGAAGUAAUGGAUGGUGAUGCAUUUAAUGGAUGUUGCUUUCCUUUUACCUGAUGUGAUUAUCUGCGCUUAAAAUAAGUGAAUAAAAAUGGAAAAGGAGAUAUAAUUUAUUUCUUUGUGAUCUAGACAAUUCCUCAUCUGUAUCUACAGAUUUAAUUAUCGAUCCUUUUAGCUUAAAGUUUAUAGUGAAUUCAUAUACAGUACUAGCUUUGUAUUCCUUGUUUAGGGGAGGGAACUUUCAUUAAGUAUGCCCUCAGGAUUUUGUCUCUGAAAAGUCAUCCUCCUCAGACCCAGCAAUUCAUCUAUGUCCCCGACCUUGGUGUUCAUCUCAAGAACCAUAUGUUCUACCAUGAUUAAACCUAUACUACAAGGGACAUUAAAUUCAAAUAAAACUGCGGUGUCUUUAGUCAUCCAUGACACUUGCAUAAUGUACAAGAAGUAAAACAUGAACUUGUUUUGUGUGGAGUUUCAGGAGCAUAUACUGUAGAAGAUUUGUUGUAGAAUUAAACAACAUGUAAACAGUCUAUGUUAGUGAACAAGCCUUCAUCACUGGUUUUAUAUUCUUUAUAUUUAUUUUGGAGGAGCAUUUGGAGGCCUGUGCAAAUGGUUAUACGCCCUGAGAAGUUUGGGAACUGGUUUUCCCAACAAGCUGUGUACAGAUGGUGAACACUUUCUCUGCUGUGUUCUACUACUGCUUUUUCUGUUAAGGGAACUUUUCAGACUUUUCAGAAAUGGGUCAUGUGAGUACUUUUUUAUGUUCAUUAUUUUUCAGGUUGCAUUGAUUGGUUUCAAAUGAAAGCAAACCCCAAUUUAUUCAUUUGGUAAUAUUUCAUGAAUUUAAGACAUUUAUGCCAUCAUAUGAUUUCAUAAAAUUAAUAAUUAAUACAAAGAUCAUGUGUUCUUCAUAUCUUAUAGCUUUACAUCAUCAUGCUCCCUAAAAGUGAUUCUAUAUCCUAAGAUAAUUCAAGAUAUGCACCUAAAUGCUGUUUUUCUUUUCUUUUUUCUUUUUUUCUUGUCAUGGGAGCAGAUUUUAAAUAGUCAGGUAAUUCAUAUGAGAUUUGACCUGUUUUGGAGAUGUAUUUAUUUAUUGAUUAUGCUUAGGUGCUUAGGGCUAGUACUUAUUAAUGAAUCUAUGUCCUGAAAUGUGUGUUUAUUUUUAUCUCCUGCUAUUGUAAUGGGGACACUCCAUCAUGCCUUUUCAUUGUGUAGUGGAAACUUCUUUUUAUAAACCUUUUUUCAAAUAUA
Messenger RNA from Conger conger (European conger), 5832 nucleotides. RefSeq names its product solute carrier family 39 member 14 (gene slc39a14). The record is from RefSeq and is a predicted model, not a curated record. Gene Ontology annotation, cellular component: membrane. NCBI's taxonomy places the organism in Eukaryota, Metazoa, Chordata, Actinopteri, Anguilliformes, Congridae. The coding region runs from base 341 to 1828 and encodes 495 amino acids. Gene Ontology annotation, molecular function: zinc ion transmembrane transporter activity. Gene Ontology annotation, biological process: zinc ion import across plasma membrane; intracellular zinc ion homeostasis. The transcript is spliced from 10 exons.